UAUUUUUGUGGGGGACAUUUAUAUCUAAUUGAAUAUACAAUUAGUACAUUUUUCUCUUCCUUUUUUGCCAUAUGCAUCUCUAGAUCAUUACCAAUGGAAUAUAAGCAAUUUCUUCAGAUCCAUCAGUACCAGCUGGCAAGCAUUCCUGAGGAUCUCUGGGAGCCCCUCUUUCAAAAGCUUGGCCAAGAUCUAUUUGAUGCUGGAGAAUACCUUGAACUUCAUUAUGGAGACCCUUUAGAUAAAUAUUCUCUUCAUGUCAAGAAAGAAGGUGGUCUCAAGAAGCACGGUGAUAUUUUUCUUGUUGACCAUGCCUGGACCACCAAACCUGAAACUUCGCGCGCUCAACUGCUGGACAAUCCACAACUGGUUGAACGUCUUGUUUCUAUGAUGGAUAUCUCAGUCGAUGAAGAUGAAGAAGAAGGAGAAGAGGAACAUACAGCCACUACAGAGGAUGCUGAAGCUGUUAGCAACUAUCCUGAUCUGGAAGUCGAUCAGGCCAUGGUCGAAUUAGUGGCCUCACAGGGUAAUGUAUCUGUGGAUCGUGCCAAGGUCGCGCUUCAAAACGAGAAAGGCGAUGUUAUCGCUGCUUUGAUGUCGCUCACUCUUCAUCCAGAUCAUGACGCUGAAAGCCUCAAGAAGCUUGAAGAAACCAUUGGUGGCCAGGUCAAACUUGACAAAGAAGCCAAGGCAGCCGAAAAGAAGAAGCAGGACACUAUCAACAAGAUUAUGUCAGAGAUGUGGAAGUUCAGUCAAACAUACGAAUACGCUGUUGUUGAUCCUUCUGGUCAGACCAAGAAAGAGAGCGCAUGGUACAUUAUGGACGAAGUAGGAUCAUCAAUGGCCCACUCGGAUACUCCUAACUGUAUUUGCGCACCCUUCAUCUAUGUCGGACGUGGAACAGUUUCUUACAGUAUUAUCUACCCAAUCGAAGACAUUCCAAAGGGUGGAGCUCUAACUCGUGAUUUCGUCCCCGCGGAUAUCAAAGAUCCCAUCACUCGCAAAGCCUAUCUUCAACUUUUCAAUGGUUCUGCAGAUGCUGCAGAGCUCAUUGCCGUCUAUGAGUCUGACAAAAUGGAGGACAAUGAGAUCAAACCUUUUGAACAGCCCUUCGUAAAGACACUGACUCGUCCCCCAGCUCAGAAAUCGAAUCACAAAUUGCGUCUCUACACGACCACAGAAUGGGUGGCUACCAACUGCAAGUUACCAAGCAUUGAGCUUGUUGACUCUGAAGAGCAAGCUGAUCUGCUUUGGUUUUCUCAAGAUUUCAAGGAGUUUGAUAAGCUAACGAAAGGACAAACAAUCAAUCAGCUCGAGAACGAGUCCUGUGUCACGUUUAAACAUAAUCUGGCAGCAUUGAUCAAGGCAGCUUAUGGGACUGUCCCAUGGUCAUCCACUACUUACAACCUUACUACAGAGUUGGCUCAGUUUGUGGGUCAUUAUCUCUGGAAUCAAGCGCAUGGACAUCGGAACUUAUGGAUAUGCAAGCCAUGGAACAUGGCUCGUGGUCUGCAAAUUACGAUUCAACAGGAGUUAGCCCCCUUGGUUAGACUUCGAGAUACUGGUCCAAAAAUUGUGCAAGAGUACAUCCAGACGCCUGUUCUCUAUGAAGGCCGCAAAUUCGACUUGCGAUACAUUGUAUUAUUGAAGGCAACCCAUAAGGUUGAAGGCGAUCCAAGCCAAGAAUACGAGUUCCAGUUGAUGGUCUACAAAAUGUUCUGGAUCCGUCUGGCCAACCAACCAUUCGAGCUUAAUGACUUUGAUAACUAUGAGAAGCACUUUACUGUCAUGAAUUAUGGCAACUACAACUUGACACAGUUGCUGUACACUAAAUUCAUCGAGAAUUUUGAGAAAGAGCAUUCAAGCAAACACGACAAGAAAUGGGCAGACAUCCAGGCAGACAUCAACGAGUCCAUUAAGGCCAUCUUUGCUGCAGCUGUUGUCAAGUCUCAACCUCAAGGAUUGGGUGCUCAGGAUGCCAAGGCCAAGACACAACCUUAUGAAGCGUUCUCGGUCUAUGGCAUUGAUGUAAUGUUGAAGGAUAACUGUCAGCCUGUUAUUGUUGAAGUCAACUUCUCGCCUGACUGUACUAGAGCCUGUAAAUACGACCCAGAAUUCUUGAACAAUAUUUUAACCGUGGUGGAUCCUCGUGCUGGAGAUAUUAACAAGGCUCUCAAGGCCUUUAACAUUUUGUAAUUUAAAUCUUAAAAGAAAGUGUAAGAGAUAAUAAAAAAUCGACAAUAACUCUCUAAUAAACUUACAAUCAGGAAUAU
Molecule: messenger RNA, 2270 nt
Organism: Lobosporangium transversale
Lineage: Eukaryota; Fungi; Mortierellomycota; Mortierellomycetes; Mortierellales; Mortierellaceae
Product: tubulin-tyrosine ligase family-domain-containing protein
Exons: 8
Coding region: 94-2193 (699 amino acids)
Biological process (GO): protein modification process
Source: RefSeq, a predicted model, not a curated record